Zophobas morio is the source of this 1940-nucleotide messenger RNA. RefSeq names its product inosine-5'-monophosphate dehydrogenase (gene ras). The transcript is spliced from 9 exons. Gene Ontology annotation, biological process: GTP biosynthetic process. Lineage: Eukaryota; Metazoa; Arthropoda; Insecta; Coleoptera; Tenebrionidae. Bases 103 to 1647 code for a protein of 514 amino acids. The record is from RefSeq and is a predicted model, not a curated record. Gene Ontology annotation, molecular function: IMP dehydrogenase activity. Gene Ontology annotation, cellular component: cytoplasm.
UCUUUUACGUCAAACAGCCGACGUGAUUGAACGUUCAAAUACCGAAUUCAGAAUACUCCCAAAGAUUGUGCUUUUCUAUUUGCUUUUCACGACCAAAUCACCAUGGCCCAUUCCGAUAAUAACGUACUAGAAGACGGCCUCUCCGCCGAAGAAAUGAUGAAUAACGGCCAUGGUCUCACUUACAACGACUUUAUAAUACUACCCGGAUAUAUUGAUUUUACGCCAGAUGUUGUGGAUUUAACAACCCAACUAACAAAAAAAAUUACACUAAAAGCCCCACUCGUUUCUUCACCAAUGGACACGGUCACAGAGGCGGCGAUGGCGAUAGCUAUGGCUCUCUGUGGUGGUAUCGGCGUUAUACAUCACAACUGUUCGCCAGAGUAUCAAGCUAAUGAAGUACUUAAAGUAAAAAAAUAUAAACACGGAUUUAUCCAUAACCCCGUCGUUUUGUGUCCUACAAAUACGGUAGCUGAUGUUCUUAAAACUAAAAAAGAACAAGGCUUCUCUGGCAUUCCAAUCACACAAGACGGAAAAAUGGGCGGCAAGCUCGUCGGAAUAGUUACGUCACGAGAUCUGGACUUUUUAGAAGAUCAGAAUUAUGUUAAUACCAAGCUUGAAAGUAUUAUGACAAAGCUAGACGAUCUCGUUACAGCUCAGUUGGGAGUAACACUUCCAGAAGCCAAUUCCAUUCUUGCUAAAAGCAAAAAAGGUAAACUUCCCAUCGUCAACGCGGAAGGAAAUCUAGUCGCGUUAAUGGCACGCACAGAUCUGAAAAAAGCGAAAAGUUACCCUACUGCAUCCAAGGAUGAUAAUAAACAGUUGAUUGUUGGGGCAGCCAUUGGUACACGUGACGAAGACAAAGAACGACUUCGACAUCUGGUCACUGCUGGAGUUGAUGUUAUUAUUUUGGAUUCUUCCCAAGGCAAUUCAAUAUAUCAGAUUAACAUGAUAAAGUUUAUUAAGCAAACAUACCCGAAUUUGCAAGUGGUAGCAGGGAACGUUGUCACUGUCAAACAAGCAAAGAAUCUUAUUGAUGCUGGUGCUGAUGCUUUACGCGUAGGAAUGGGAAGUGGAAGCAUCUGUAUCACCCAGGAAGUGAUGGCAGUAGGGAGAGCUCAAGCGACUGCCGUUUAUCGAGUCUCACAGUACGCCAAAAAGUUUAACGUGCCAGUCAUAGCAGAUGGUGGCAUUCAGUCUAUUGGUCAUAUUAUCAAAGCUUUAUCUUUAGGAGCGUCAUCUGUGAUGAUGGGUUCUAUGUUGGCGGGAACUUCAGAAGCUCCCGGUGAAUAUUACUUUUCUGAUGGAGUCAGAUUAAAGAAAUAUAGAGGAAUGGGAAGUAUAGAAGCUAUGGAUAGAAAAGAUGCUCAAGGUUCAGCGAUGAACAGAUAUUUCCAUAGUAAUGCAGAUAAACUAAAAGUAGCGCAAGGUGUUAGUGGUAGUAUCGUCGAUAAAGGUUCAGUAUUUCGCUUUGUUCCGUAUUUACAAUGUGGACUUAGGCAUGGAUGCCAAGAUAUAGGAGUAAAAUCGCUAAUCAAACUAAGAUCCAUGAUUGAUUCUGGAGAUCUAAGAUUUGAACUGAGAUCUCAUUCUGCACAACUGGAAGGGAAUGUUCACAGUCUGUUUUCCUAUGAGAAAAGAUUAUUUUAAGUGGGAUCAACUUCAUUUUUAUAUUUAAGAGAAGAACUAAAAUUAUUUUUGUAUAAAUCAUAAAGGACGUGAAACCCAGCAUGUACAUAUGAAUUUGUUUUAAAACAAGAAUGAUAAUGAACUGAAAUUGUAAAUGUUAGGCAAUCUACUAGUAUAUUUUAUUUUAUACGAUCUUGUUUCAAAGUAUUUAAAAAAGGUUAUCGUUGAUAAAGUAGAUACUUCCAUUGUAUCGUGAUUAAUAUGUGUACCUUAUUUAAAAAAUAUGUAUAUAAGAACGAUAUACUGUCGUAAAA